CAAUCUCUUGUUUUUGUUUAUCAGGUCUAAGUAUCCGCGGGGCUCAGGAAGAGGACCCACCCGAUCCACAGCUGAUGCGUCUUGACAACAUGCUUCUGGCGGAGGGUGUGUCAGGACCGGAGAAGGGCGGAGGAUCGGCGGCGGCGGCAGCGGCGGCAGCAGCGGCCGGCAGUCCCACUGACAACUCCAUCGAGCACUCUGACUACAGGGCCAAACUCUCCCAGAUCAGACAGAUCUACCACACCGAGCUGGAGAAAUAUGAACAGGCAUGUAAUGAGUUCACCACCCACGUCAUGAACCUGUUGAGGGAGCAGUCUCGCACACGACCCAUCUCGCCCAAAGAGAUCGAGCGCAUGGUCAGCAUCAUCCAUCGCAAAUUCAGCUCCAUCCAAAUGCAGCUUAAACAGAGCACCUGUGAGGCCGUCAUGAUCUUGAGGUCCCGCUUCCUUGAUGCCAGACGGAAACGGCGGAACUUCAGCAAGCAGGCGACCGAGAUCCUGAACGAGUAUUUUUACUCGCAUCUUAGUAACCCUUACCCCAGUGAAGAGGCCAAAGAGGAGCUGGCUAAGAAAUGCAGCAUAACAGUAUCCCAGGGGGUGGGAACCACCAUCACAGUGGCACAGGUAUCCAACUGGUUCGGCAACAAGAGGAUCCGCUACAAAAAAAACAUUGGCAAGUUCCAGGAGGAGGCCAACCUGUACGCCGCUAAGACAGCUGUGACUGCCGCGCACGCAGCAGCUGCCGCCGUCCAGAAUAGUCAGACCAACUCACCCACCACACCUAACUCUGGAUUCCAGAUGAAAGAUGAAGAAUUUCAGCUGGACUCUGCAGAGAACAAAAACACUCUAUUAACCAACAUGUUCACUGGUUCGUCAGGUUCUUUUAACCUCCCAAACUCGGGGGACAUGUUCAUGAGCAUGCAGAAUCUGAAUGGGGAUUCUUACCAAGGGGCACAAGUCGGAGCCAAUGUGCAGUCACAGGUGGAUACCCUGCGCCAUGUUAUCAGUCAGACGGCAGGAUACAAUGAUGCCCUGGGGGGGAAUCCGAUGUAUAGUCCACAUGGCUUGAAUGGUAAUGGGGGAUGGCAGGAUGCUACGACUCCAUCCUCUGUGAUCUCCCCUACAGAAGGCCCUGGUAGUGUGCACUCUGAUACCUCGAACUGAUCUCCUCAUUGACACGGCCCCUUCUCAAGCUGUGGAUAACCAAUCACAGAACUACAAAACCACAGACUGACCAAUCAGAGACACAGAAUAAACUCUCACAGCUAAUCCAGAGACAUCCUAAUGGAAUCAUCCACAGUGCUUUUCCACAGUGUUUUGGAAGCUGGACAUUUCUUAGCCGUAACAUCAGUCCACUGCAGUUUUUACUAACAAUCUCUCCAAUCCUAUUAAACCAAUAUGUUUAUUUUAUCAUUUAAAGUGUACAAGCUCAAACUGUUUUUUUUAGUUUUUUUUUUAAUUACUGGUCAUAACCCCUCUCCAUUGUUCUAACCGACUGUCGGCAAAGCUUUAGUGCAGGAAUACAACUGAUACUUACAAAGGUAUAUUCAUAUGAUGCUAACCGAUGCAUUUAACAGGGCUAAAUGCUAUAGAAGGCAGCUUCGGGAAUUCAUUGCUGAUUUUUUAUUUUUUAUUUUGUAUUAAUGUCACACCUAGCAAUGACCUUAACAAGUCCACCUACGAAAGGCAAUCCACUCCAUUUUGGGGGGUGAUUUUUAAAUGCCUGGCAAUUUAUGUCUUUUUUUAAAAACGCAAAACGUUAUCAAUAUUCAGUUCACUACAAUUAUUGAAGAAAGUGUAGAAGACUUAAAAAGGAAAUAUGGGUCAUCUUGUUGGAUGCUUUUCUGGCAAUUUUUCAUUCAAAAACAAUCUUGUAUAUGACAUAGCUUGAGAGUAUUUAUACAUCUCACCAAUAAAUACUCAGCUUUAUUACCUCAUUGAAACUCAUAGAAAACCAAUAGAUUUAAAACAUUUCUUUAGCUUCUAGUGCUCUCACUGACUACCUCUCAACAAAAUCACCACCACCGCUUUUUGUCUAUUACUUUCUGUCAUUCUUUUUUUUUUUUUUGGUCUUUUUAAAAAUACUUUUUUACUUUUGUUAGUUUGGAUUGGUUCCAUCGUGUAAGAAAUUUGCUCUCUCUGUCUCUCGCUCUUUAUGUAAUCUAAUGUAUAUUUUAACCUUCUAAGAAAACUAAGUUGCUUUGUUGCAACUUUUAAAAGAAAAAAAGCAAAAAAAUAACCAUAAUAUUAAUAAUACAAAUAACACGGAGAGUAUGGAGAGUACAGUGGCUGUUGGAGGGGAAUUUUGUGCUGGAUCUUGGGGGACGGAACAGGGAGGGGGAAAUACGAUCAUAAAAUUAACACCAAACAGUAAAACUGUUGUAAAUACUGAAGAACAUUUUGAAUGUUGCUCAUCUUGUUACUAAUUCAUGCAAAAAAGAAAUAAAAAAUUAAUAAAUAAAAACCCAUGAUUAAAAAAAAGAAAACCUGUAAUGCAUAGAGGUUUCAGUAUUCAGAAUUGUACAUUUCAAACCCUGUCUGACAGGGUUCCAACUUUCUUUCUCUCUUUUUUUUUUUUGUAUCGUAUGUGAUUCUGAAACUGAUAAAAAAAAAAAGUCAUACAAAAUUUAUUUGUGACAGUGGUUCUAAUGUAUUAAAGAUGUUUCGUGUUUCUUUCUAACCAGACUACACCCUGGACUGAAAAGUCUUCCUUGUGGUAGUUAUGUGUAAUUUCAAACAUGAAUAAACGGUUUUCCUUUCAUGACA
Molecule: messenger RNA, 2765 nt
Organism: Rhinichthys klamathensis goyatoka
Lineage: Eukaryota; Metazoa; Chordata; Actinopteri; Cypriniformes; Leuciscidae
Gene: pbx3b
Product: pre-B-cell leukemia homeobox 3b
Exons: 9
Coding region: 75-1163 (362 amino acids)
Biological process (GO): eye development; regulation of transcription by RNA polymerase II; brain development
Cellular component (GO): nucleus
Molecular function (GO): RNA polymerase II cis-regulatory region sequence-specific DNA binding; DNA-binding transcription factor activity, RNA polymerase II-specific
Source: RefSeq, a predicted model, not a curated record